Branchiostoma floridae (Florida lancelet) is the source of this 2813-nucleotide messenger RNA. RefSeq names its product dr1-associated corepressor-like. The record is from RefSeq and is a predicted model, not a curated record. Gene Ontology annotation, cellular component: nucleus; negative cofactor 2 complex. The coding region runs from base 113 to 889 and encodes 258 amino acids. Lineage: Eukaryota; Metazoa; Chordata; Leptocardii; Amphioxiformes; Branchiostomatidae. The transcript has 7 exons. Gene Ontology annotation, biological process: positive regulation of transcription by RNA polymerase II; negative regulation of transcription by RNA polymerase II; transcription by RNA polymerase II. Gene Ontology annotation, molecular function: transcription coactivator activity; protein heterodimerization activity; core promoter sequence-specific DNA binding.
AUUUUGUGUUCGAAACUGCAUGUGUUCACCUGGCGGGAGGUCAAAGUUCACCGGACAUGCGCAGUAACAUUCUGUCAAUGUUUCCGGGCGAACUCGGCUCAGCAGAUUAAAAAUGCCAUCGAAAAAGAAGAAAUACAACGCACGCUUCCCUCCCGCCAGAAUAAAGAAGAUUAUGCAGACAGAUGAAGAUGUGGGGAAAGUAGCUGCUGCAGUUCCUGUCAUUAUCUCUCGUUGCUUGGAGAUCUUUGUGGAGUCCCUUGUCACAAAGGCUAGUGAUGUCACCAGGUCCAGGAACGCCAAGACUAUGACAACUGCUCAUCUGAAAAGGUGCAUUGAGACAGAGAACCAGUUCGACUUCUUAAAGGACCUAGUAGAGAAGGUUCCAGAUGUGGGAGAGGACAGCGGAGGUCGGGAGGUCAGGAACAGUGACGACAAUGCUGCACAGUCUCGCCCCAGACAAAGGAGGCCGAGGACAAAUGGAGGAAGGAAGAGGGGAAGAAGAAAAUCAUCAGAAGAAGAAGAGGAAGAGGAGGAGGAAGCAGAGGAGGAGUCAGACAUUGACAUGGAGGAUGACCAGGACAGCACGUCACAGGAUAGUCAGCCCCUCAACCUGUCCACCUCCUCAGCCACUCACCUGACUGUACCCGUCAUGCCCAGCUACACCCCUUCCACAUCCUCAGGACCCCCACAGAGACCCCCUAAGCUAGGCGAGCCUGCAGUGUCACCAGCAGUAGGUGCUCCCCCCAUGCCUGUCAUGCCAGUCCCCGUCCCCCAGAUGUUUGCAGCAAUGGCUCCUCCCACUUCCACAUCCAUGUCAGUCACACACAUAGCCCCGCCCAUCCCAGCUCCAACAGCCAAUCACGACGAAGAUGACGAUUAUGACUCUUAGCACUGUAACACUACUGUUCUACACAGAUCUAGCACAGACAUGUAGGUUUAGAAGAGUUAACCUAACUAAAGGUCUAUAUGUACAGAGGAUUUUAUAAAAGAUACAGCAUUAUCUUCUUAUCUGAAGUAGAACUACUAGAAGGUUCCAAAGUAGAAUAAUACAAGGCUAUAUUUUCUCUUUAUGUUUUAUACAUGGGCACAUCAAGAUUUGUUUUCAAUUUCCACAUAAGAUACUUUAGGGCUGCCUGUAUUGGUCUUUAGUUUCUGACAAUAAGUGUUUACGUGUACAUGCUACUGUCCAUCUAUAUUCAUCUCUACAGUGACCUGAAUAUAUUCUAUGACCAUAUUCAUAGAGAAUACCAUACUAGCACUAUGCCCCCAGUUAGUAUUGAACUGACUGACUGAAGUGCAUUUAUAAUCUACAUGUACCUUCAUUAUGAUAGCCCCGGAGUAACAAAUUAACAUUUUUUGUAAAGAGAAAAAAACAGCAAAUAGACUGAUAUUAUACAUCUAGAUUUAAAAACAUAUAUGUAUAUAGUCAUAUAUACCUGUCCCUGGAUAUUCAUUGGAAACAGUAUACAUAUGUGUACACAUGUACAAUGGGAGACAAUGUCACAUUAUGCAGAAAUUGUACCUGUUUAUAAAAGAGAUGUGUCUAGAAACUUUGUCUAUAUCCCAGUGAAAGUAGAGAUGUAAUUACUCUUUCAAAAAAGGAGACUUGGUGCUACAAUUCUUUCAGGCUUUGUUUGAAGUGCUUCUGAUACCAAUAACACUACAGUAAAACAUUUCCUAAUUUCAUUCAACUAUGAUAAGUAUUUUCAAUGAGCAUUCGUGCACAAUAGACAGCCUUUUGACGUAGGUGAAGAAAUUGUUACUAUUCAUUGAAAAAAUACUCCUUAUGGUUGAGUGUAAGGAAGAAAUGUUUUAUUAUGGUGUCAUUGCUGACAAGAGCACUUUCAAAUCAUAUUUUCUCUAAUAGUUAUAUUAGAAAUACUAAUUAUAUAGUUGUGCUAACUUACUUUCUGUUCAACAAAGAGAAAUAUGUUUCUACAAUGUUUACCAUGUAUAGCCAAGUAGUCAAAAUAUUGAUGCAUUAUAUAUCAUAAUACUCCGUACAAAUUCACAGUAACCAUGAUCAUAUACCACUGAAAGACUCAGUUCAACUAUGACAUGAACUAUGAUAUCUUAUUGUUGCAUAUUUACACUAAAGUUCUUAUGUCUAGACGAGCACUGCUGCUAGGUUACUCACACACUUGUUUGUUAUUCACAUGUAGCAUUAGAAUGAAUGUUGUACUUUACAAUGACAGUAUUUUUUGGUUUCACAACAGUUCUGCUGCUCAGUUAGGAACAGAUUAUUUCUAACUGGAUAUUACUAUCUGAUGACUUUAUCUGAUGUAGUUAUAUCAUUGUGGAAACAUAUUAUGCAGGGGAUGAAAACAAAUACUAACUGCUGAUUGGUUAGCCAACUGCUAGGUACUGGGUUAGCUUAAUACAGGAUUCUGAUUGGUCUGUUGUUUGCAAAAAGCUGAUUGGUCACUGACUCAGUCUAUUACUUGUACCCAUUUUCUGGUAUUUCUUAUGAAAUUAGGGGUACUUUUGGCAGAUAAAACACUUGAGAAGGAUGUCAGGGAUAUGUUUGCCCUUUGUUCCAAUUUUCUACCCAACAUAAAAUCAAGCCCUCUUGAUACGACUAACUGCUAUGUUAACAACAUCAUUUAUACAUGUAUAUGUAUAGAGACUAUUGCCUGUCUGUUGCUAUCACAUUUACUUUUUUUUAAAUAUUUACAAAGAUUUCUUGUAGGUCAAAGAAUGGUGUAAACAUUUUGAAAAGGUUAAUCAACCCUACAAAAGUCUGACACUUUACUAGCACAGCUAAUAAAAUUCGAUGUACCUGUUCCUAUGUAAUAAAAGACAUAAUAGUUUGA